AUGAAUAUGAAAAUCUAUGAAGUUGUAAAAUUACUUCCUAAAUGUAAAAAAUUAAUGGAUGAUUGUGAAUACGAUUCAUAUCCGGCGAAAAAAAAUUUAUGCGAACAAAUCAGUAAUAAUAUUUUUAAACAUAGGGAUCCCAAAAUGCUUAUCAUAUGCGGACAAGCUAUGGAAUUUCUAUCUAAAUUAGUGUCAUAUUCCCACAAUAUAUUAAUGGAAGCUGGAUGUAAAUAUUUGUAUUAUUGGAUAUAUUAUAAACUUAAAUCAAAUAAUAAUAAUAUGUACACUAAUAGUCUUUAUCACGAAGUGACCCAAGUAUAUGGUGAACAGUUAAUUGGCAAAAAAUUUUGCGACAAAUAUAAAGAAGAAAUUAAUGAUGAACAAAUGUUUAAACUGAGCUUCUUGAAUGAAUUAUAUAAAUGUCAUAACGCUAAAAUUACUAUAAGAGAAAAUAAUACAGACGAAGUUAUUUGUAAAACGUUAAAUGAUAUAUUGGAUGAAUAUAAAACAAAAUUUGAAGAAUUUGUUUCAGCCAAAGAAACAACUGAAAAUGUAAAGAGUUCAUCAGUAAGCGUUCCAACGUAUCAAAAUAAUAUUAAAGCAGCUAUAAUAACUACAAUUAUCGUAAUGCUCUUAAUAUUCCUUUUAAUUUUUUUUAUUUUUAAGUUUGCGUCAAAUUCUUCAUAUUUUCAACAAAAAAUACAAAAGAUGAGAAAUAAAUGGAAAAAUAUUGAUAGUGUAUGUUCCAUAUUGAAACAAUCAGAAAUAAACAGAAAUAUUUCAUGGAAUAAUAGAUAUAAUAUAUCAUAUAAUAUUGACUAA
Molecule: messenger RNA, 822 nt
Organism: Plasmodium gonderi
Lineage: Eukaryota; Apicomplexa; Aconoidasida; Haemosporida; Plasmodiidae
Product: variable surface protein
Exons: 3
Coding region: 1-822 (273 amino acids)
Source: RefSeq, a predicted model, not a curated record